CGAGGCGCGGGGCGCCGCGACCCCCGCCCCGCCGCCGCCAUCGCCAUGAAUUCGGCGGAGCAGACCGUUACGUGGCUGAUCGCCUUGGGCGUGCUGGAGUCGCCCAAAAAGACCAUCUCCGACCCCGAGGGCUUCCUCCAGUCCUCCCUGAAGGACGGCGUGGUGCUCUGCCGCCUGCUCGAGCGCCUGCUCCCGGGCACCAUAGACAAAGUGUACCCGGAGCCGCGGACCGAGGGCGAGUGCCUGAGCAACAUCCGCGAGUUCCUGCGGGGCUGCGGUGCCUCCCUGCGCCUGGAGACUUUUGAUGCAAAUGACCUGUAUCAGGGACAGAAUUUCAGCAAAGUUCUCAGCUCUCUUGUGGCUUUAAAUAAGGUGACUGCAGACAUAGGACUGGGCAGUGACUCUGUGUGUGCACGUCCCUCAUCUCAUCGGAUAAAAUCUUUUGAUUCUCUGGGAUCCCAGUCUUUACACAGUAGAACUUCAAAACUCUUUCAGGGACAGUAUCGGAGUUUGGACAUGACAGAUAACGGCAACCAUCAGUUGGUGGUGAGAGCAAAAUUUAAUUUUCAACAGACAAAUGAAGAUGAACUUUCUUUUUCAAAAGGAGAUAUUAUUCAUGUUACAAGAGUGGAAGAAGGAGGCUGGUGGGAAGGAACUUUAAAUGGAAAAACAGGGUGGUUUCCGAGUAACUAUGUACGAGAAAUAAAAUCAAACGCAUUUAGCAGAGAAUGGAGACAUUUUAAUCUUCAGUUCAGGAUUCAGUUUUGCAACAAAAGAAUGAACUCGAAAAUGGUCUCUCUCUCUCUCCAAAUGAAUAGAAGCAUUCAAGGAAUAAGCAGAAUCAAUGACACCAAUGAAAGGAGCAGUGAAUUCUUCAUUGACAUACUGAUCUAUUUAAAGUUAUUUCAUCAGGUGCUACAAAAUAUAUUAGAAACAGAAAAUGAAUAUGCUAAGGAGCUACAAACAAUGCUUUCAAACUACCUGCGACCAUUACAAGCCAGUGAAAAGUUAACCUUGGCAAAUACUUCAUACUUAAUGGGAAACCUGGAAGAAAUAAGUUCUUUCCAGCAAAUGCUUGUACAGUCUUUAGAAGAAUGCACCAAGUUGCCUGAAGCUCAGCAGAGGGUUGGAGGAUGUUUUCUAAAUUUGAUGCCUCAAAUGAAAAGCUUAUACCUUACAUACUGUGCCAACCAUCCAUCAGCAGUAAAUGUUCUCACAGAACACAGUGAGGAGCUAGGAGAAUUCAUGGAGAUGAAAGGUGCCAACAGCCCUGGGAUCCUUGUACUGACCACGGGCCUCAGCAAACCUUUUAUGCGUCUGGAUAAAUACCCCACGUUACUCAAAGAACUUGAAAGGCACAUGGAGGAUUAUCAUCCGGAUCGUCCAGAUAUUCAAAAAUCCAUGACUGCCUUCAAAAAUCUUUCUGCACAAUGUCAAGAAGUACGGAAACGGAAAGAACUUGAACUACAAAUACUGACAGAAGCUAUCCGUUGUUGGGAGGGAGAGGAUAUUAAAACACUUGGCAAUGUGAUUUACAUGUCCCAGGUCAUGAUUCAGUGUGCUGGAAGUGAGGAAAAGAAUGAAAGGUAUCUUCUUCUCUUCCCUAACAUUUUGCUAAUGUUGUCUGCCAGCCCAAGAAUGAGUGGGUUUAUCUAUCAGGGAAAACUGCCCAUGACUGGAAUGACUAUUACAAAGCUAGAAGACAGUGAAAACCAUAAAAAUGCAUUUGAAAUAUCAGGAAAUAUGAUUGAAAGGAUACUAGUUUCUUGUAACAACCAACAAGAUUUGCAUGAAUGGGUGGAUCACCUGCAGAGGCAAACCAAAGUCACAACUGUUGGGAAUCCCACCAUUAAACCUCACUCUGUGCCAUCUCACACGCUUCCUUCUCAUCCAGUAACACCCUCCAGUAAGCAUUCAGACAGCAAGCCAAUACCACUGACUCCUGCGUACCACACUCUCCCUCAUCCGUCACAUCACGGGACUCCACAUACCACGAUAAACUGGGGACCGCUGGAACCUCCGAAAACCCCCAAGCCUUGGAGUCUGAGCUGCUUACGGCCCGCACCGCCGCUGCGGCCUUCAGCAGCUCUUUGUUACAAAGAGGAUCUCAGUAAAAGCCCUAAAACCAUGAAAAAGCUGCUUCCCAAACGCAAGCCAGAACGGAAGCCAUCAGAUGAAGAGUUUGCUCUGAGAAAAAGUACAGCUGCUUUAGAAGAAGAUGCUCAGAUUCUUAAAGUCAUUGAAGCAUAUUGCACAAGUGCCAAAACACGUCAAACACUAAAUUCAAGUUCCCGUAAAGAAUCAGCUCCUCAAGUCCUGCUUCCAGAAGAAGAAAAAAUUAUUGUAGAAGAAACUAAAAGUAAUGGUCAGACUGUUAUAGAAGAGAAAAGCCUUGUUGACACAGUAUAUGCAUUAAAGGAUGAAGUACAGGAGUUAAGACAGGAUAACAAAAAGAUGAAGAAAUCAUUAGAAGAGGAACAAAGAGCUCGCAAGGACUUGGAGAAGCUUGUUAGAAAAGUCCUAAAGAACAUGAAUGAUCCAUCUUGGGAUGAAACCAACUUAUAACUAAUUUUUUUCUUUUUUGUCCCCCCCUUUUUCUUUCUAUUGAAAGACCAGUUGUAAAACUGAGCUGGGAAGCCUUCUGACAUUAGUCAGUGUUGCAUCAAGAACACUACAAAGCAGGAUUUAACUGGAUCUAGUGAUUUCUUCCUCUGAGCAUACAGAAACAGUCAAGCCAUUUUCUGAAGCAAUCUGUGCUUUAAGUGUGGAGACCAUGGAUCCUGAACUCUACUAAACUUAAUUUGUUUGCAUCUAAAUUACCUCAUUUGCAGAAAGUGCAGCACCUGACUAAAAGUCCAUGUUUUUCAGUGGCUUUUUAAUUAAAUAUAUAUUUUUCAUGUAAAUAGCUGUAAUUUUGAAUGCAUAUGUGAUUGAUGUAUCAGGGCUGAUAUGUUGGGGGUUUUUUCUCUUGUUACUACAAUGGUCACAAGUGUUAGAAAUGAUGGCAGUACUGUCUUACCUAAGAAUGGUAUGAAUUAUGAAUUAGUUCCAAAUUACCCACUCAUCACACAUGCAAAUUUAAACCCCUGUUUUUCCUAUUGACCACUAUAUUUAAAUCCUUGACUGUUACUUGUCUCUCCAUACAUUUUCAAACAGUUUACAAUUCCUUAAGAACAGUAUUAAAAUACAGAAAAUUGUUUAUUGACAGUAGAAACAAUUUUUAACAAAACUAAUGUCCACAACUUACAUUCACAUACACUUGUUUGGCAGACUAAUCUGUUGUGCUUUGGCCACCAGAAGACUGAUGUACUUGCCUGCUUUUUAUGACUGUGAUUUUUAGGUGUUUGUGUACUACAUUUUCUAUUGUUGUGCUUAAACAUACAACUGGCUGAUAAUUUAAUGGAUCAUACUGUUUGUUAAACAAAAAAAAAAAAUCAAUCUAAUCCAGAAUUUUGUGAAUAAAUCAUUGCUAUUUAUAUUUUAUGGUCACAGCAGUUAAAUUUUAGCUAACCUUUGUGCAUAAGACACACAGGCUAGACCAAAUUUCAUUCAGAGCUUUGUUUUUAUACCACUAUAAGACUCUCUGGAGUUCCCAUACUGUGGAAGCACUCAUUUCUUUCCUACCCUAUUUUCUCAGCAUGUUGCUGGUUUCUGCCCUACUAGGAUUCAAAUGGAAAGAAAUAUGAAAAUAAGAUUUUUUUUCUUAUAAAUCAUACUGUAAUUUUUACUUUGCACUGCUGACAGAUUUGAAAAUACGUAAAGGAACAUUAAUUCCCAAGUCUGAUAGGUGCAAUUACUGCAGUUUCUUGUAUUUGAAAUAGGAGAUGCUACAUCACUGCAAAUGGUGAGCUUAAAAUGGAGUACUUAAAAUACUAAUCCCAUUAAAGCUCAUUUUUUUUCAUAGAUUUCAUCAAACUUUGGGUUCAACUCCAGAUGGUGCAGUUUUCUGAGGGGUUUUUAUUCAGCUGACGGUCAGAAGUACAGGUAUAGCACAGACCUGAAUCGCACCUUUUACAAUCCUGAUUUUCUAGUGCCCUUUAACUCCUGUUAAAUGUAAUGCUCAGACUUGAGCAAAUGUUUAUAUGAACUUUAGUAAGUUGGAGCAAGGGUGAUUAGGGUUGUAAGAACUGUCAUGCACAUUUUAAAUCUUUUGGAAAAUCUAUUUUUAAAGCUAUCCACUUUUUUCAGCCAAGAACAGCUUUUUUUAAAUAGGAAAUUAUGUCAGUUAUUGCAUACUUGUGAAACAAUUCUGUGGGAAUGGAUACUUGAUAAUCUGAAUAGACAAGUUGUCUGUUUUAAAAAGCUGAAUAUAUUUGUAGGUAUUUUGUGUUCCUGCAAUUUAAAAAUGUUUUCCUUUAAUCCUAAAGGAGGAGAAAAUGAAAAAUGUCUACAUUAUCAGAGUUACAUAUAUUCACAGAACUUUAAAACUUAUUUUAAUUCUCUAUACCAAAAUCUUUUCUUGAUGUUUACAGUUGCACAAAAGUGUGGACUGGCAUUUAUAUUUAUCUUCACAUUUAGGAAAUACUCUUGCUGAAAGCUAAGUGAUACUAAACCAUGCAAAUUCAUAGUAUCUUGGCCAUAUUUAGAUUUGGGAAUGCUGAUAUAAUUAGAAUUUUGCUAACAUUUUUAUUUUCUGACAUUCAGGCAAAUUUACAGAGCGAACUUUAAUUUUCAGCUGAGCAUAUGCGAAAGGACAUUCCAGAGGAAGAUGUAUAAAAGGAAAACACUAACCUUACCAGUAUUUAGCAAAUUUACUCAGGAAAAACUUCCAUCAUGACAAUUUGUUUUACCUUGUAUUGUGAAGAGUGGUGUUGCUAUGUAAAUCUGCUGACUCUUAGUGCCUGUGAUUAUUAUCAUUUCUGACAGUACCCCUAUACUGACAUCUAAUGAACAUGCCUUAAACACUGGGAUUAAACAGUUGUAAAAUACGACCAGGACUUAGGGACUGACUUUAUUCAAGAUGGAUUGGGAUGACUAAUUUUCAUAAAAAAACACCAAAAAAAAAAAAAGGGGGGGAGGGGAGGUGGGAAGAAAACCAACCUAAUAUUGCAGAUAGCUUUUGCCUCUAGUGCAGAGAGCACCUUCAGGCUUUUGGGAACCAAGGAGUAUCUGAUGCUUUUUCCAUUGACAAUUUGUUACACUGUAUAUAAAUUGUAAAUGUCACCAUGGACCUUCUGAAUUGUUGGAAACUUUAUAUAAGCAUGGAUAAAUGGGGCACUGUUUAUUUAACCUAUUAAAGGGUUAUUUGUUUGCUCUCAUCAUUUAGGGAUGAGGAGAUGAAGCCAUUUCUUGUCCUAUAGAUGUGAAGCACUUUCAGUUCUGAACUGUCCAAAAUGUAGCAUAACAUUUCGCUGUACUAUACUGAUGUAUGUGUGUUUGUCUCACCGUGUCAUGACGUCUUAAAGAUUGAACAACUGACUGCUUUUGUAUAAACCUUCUUAAUGUCAAUCAUUUAGGGAAUUUAGAGUGUCUGUUUAUGAUGUCUGUGGAGAACUCAAAUUUAGUUUAGAUGUCACAAUAAUAUCCUGGUAUCGACUACUAAGGCGUUUAUGCUACGUUGCUGUAAUUAAACCAUGAUUUUUCCCCCUA
Molecule: messenger RNA, 5589 nt
Organism: Lepidothrix coronata (blue-crowned manakin)
Lineage: Eukaryota; Metazoa; Chordata; Aves; Passeriformes; Pipridae
Gene: ARHGEF7
Product: Rho guanine nucleotide exchange factor 7
Exons: 21
Coding region: 46-2565 (839 amino acids)
Biological process (GO): intracellular signal transduction
Molecular function (GO): protein binding; guanyl-nucleotide exchange factor activity
Source: RefSeq, a predicted model, not a curated record